Molecule: messenger RNA, 314 nt
Organism: Manduca sexta (tobacco hornworm)
Lineage: Eukaryota; Metazoa; Arthropoda; Insecta; Lepidoptera; Sphingidae
Product: nucleoredoxin-like
Source: RefSeq, a predicted model, not a curated record
UGCCCACCAUGUCGUGCGUUCGCGCCGAGCCUGUGCACGGCGCUGUCUGCCGUGCGCAAGCGCGCUCCAAGUACGCGAGCACGCAGCUCAUCCUCGUCUCCAGUGACAGGAGCGAGCAAUCUUACAACCGCACAGUGCAAUCAGUAUCAGGCGCGGGCGCACUGUCAGUGCCGUGGUGCGCGAGCGAGGCGCGUGCGACGCUGCCCGCCGCGCUCAGCGUCGCCGGCAUACCAGCGCUAGUCAUCGCGGAUGCUACCGGAAAGAUCCUCACCGCGAAUGGCAGGCAUCAUCUCGCUGGGGAUCCACUUGGUCUG